Molecule: messenger RNA, 2928 nt
Organism: Tetrahymena thermophila SB210
Lineage: Eukaryota; Ciliophora; Oligohymenophorea; Hymenostomatida; Tetrahymenidae
Product: tetratricopeptide repeat protein
Exons: 9
Molecular function (GO): protein binding
Source: RefSeq, a predicted model, not a curated record
AUGGAUGAAUAAAAAUUAGUAACAAAUUCUCUUUAAUUCUGUAUAUUCGUAGUAGGUUUUAUUAGAGUAUAGCUUCAAUCAAUUUUGAUGAUUUUUUUGGAAUAAAAGUUGGAAUUACAUUCAGUAGUCAUGAAAGCAUUAAUAAAUAAAUAUCUAUCUGGUUAAAUUAUAUAUAAUCAUAAUACUACCUAUUCAUUUUGCUCUUUUAGAGAGUUUCUACAUGAUUAAUGUCCAGAUAAUGUUUAUGACUAGAUUGACUAAAGUAUUUUUUAUGCAUAACUAUACUUUGUGAGAGAAGUGUUUAAUUAUAAUCUUCUUACACCUGAAUAACAAUUUUUCAUUAAAAUGACUGCAGAUUUAUCUUUUUACAGUGGAUCUGCUUAUUUAGCAGCAUAAACUAAUGGCUUAAUCUAAAUAACUGAUUUUCAUAAUUCAGAUUAAACUUCUAUAAAGACAGAAUCUCCUUCAGUCCUAUAUAAUUACACGCUUUCUUAAUACUAUGAUUGUCUAGGAACAUAAUUUAUAGAGCCAUAUGAUCCAAGAUGUAGAUUUUGGUAUUAAUAUGCAAAAAAUAAUGAAGGUAUAUUUAUUUAUGAACCAUAUAAUGACUCGCUAUCAGGAACUUUAUAGAUGAAUCUAGCACAAAAAAUUCUUAAAGAUUCAAAAUUUUAUUCAGUUAUAAGUAUAAUUUUUAUAAUGUAAAAUUUAAUGCAACUUUACGGUGCAUAAAUUAGUAGAAAUUCCUAUUCAGUACUAUUUCAUGAAUUUGAUAUUUCAGUUUUUUAUCAUCCUUUACAUAUUUUCAAUGUGCCUAUGACUUGGGUAGACGUAGAAUUUUUUAACAUAAAAUAAUUUUGCAACGAUAGUUAAGAAACUAUGACAUUUUGCUUAUCCUAAAAGCAGUUACUAUUGAAUUAAAUUAAUUAAACUAUUGCAUUUAUUAAAACUGGUGAAUACUCUAUUGAAAAUAAAGUUAAUUUGGAUUAGCUUUUCUAACGGUGGGAGAGAUUUGGAUAAAAAGAAAUAAGUGUGAUUUUUCCAAUAUAAAGCAAGCUUAAAGGAUAUAAUAACCAAAAGCCAUACUCUUUUGCAAUUUUAUUGAUUGCAAAAGUUAUAACAGAUCAGACUGAUUAAUUGAAAUUAUUUAACCUUUUAGAUGCAAAAGUUUUUAGAGUUUAUUUGAUAGUUGGUUUUAUUAUUCUGAGUAUAAUCAUACUACUAUUUAUAAUUAAUUAUGGAGUUUUUUUGGUGUAUUAAAUUUAAAAGCCUAUCAAGCUCCUAAUUUUAUUUUUAAAGAAGAGCUAUUAAGAAUAAUUAACACAUCAGAAAUUAAGUAAAAUAAAUAAAACAGAAUCAAAAAUAGAAUAGAAUAAAUAAAAGAAAAUCUAAUAAAAUAAAAAGAGUAGCAUAUUUUAAAAAAUUAAUAACAAAAAAACUUUAAAUUAAAAGCCUUUAUUAAACAAUAAUAAUAAUAAUAAUAAUUUAAUAUUUACUUAUAAAAAUAUAAAUUAUAUUUAAGAUUAAUUUUACAAGUAGGAUAAUCCACCUUUGCUACUUUAAAAUUAACCAUCUUUUAAUUUUUAAACGAAAGAAUUAUCAUUUCAAUAAUUUAAAGGAUUUGAUAAAUGUGAUGAUACCUAAAAAUCUGAUAUUCAAUUUACUAAAAAUAAUUCUUAGUCCCCAAAAAUUCCCACAAGUUUUGAAAUAACAUGUCUCAAUAUUAAAUAAUAAUAAUCAAAUUAGGUUUAAUCUAUUUCCUUUGGAUAAAAUCAUCUUAACAAAGAAAAUUUACAAGUCAUCAGCACGCCUAAAAUAACAACAGAAAAAAGCACUUUUUCUAUCCAAAAUGAUGAGUUUAUUAAAUUAAAAGAAGAAAAUAAAAAUCAAAUUCUGUAAGGUUUAACGCCUUUGUUUUUGGAAAUGAAAAUUAUUAAAUAAACUUUUCAAGAUCUUGAAAGUCUUAUCAACUAUUCGAUAGAUGCUUAAAACUAUAAUUCAGAGGAUUUUACAAAAUCUCUUUUUCAUUUUAGUAAGGCAAAGUCUACAUUUUAGUAAUUAAAAAACUAAAUUGGAUUGUGUAGAUGCUAUUAUAACUUAGGUCUUGCAUCUCUUCUAAAUAAUAAUUACUAAUUAGGAUAAGAAUAUUUUGAAUCUGCAAUUUAGCUGAGCUUUGAGACAAUCGGGAUCAAUUAUUAAGAUCUUACAAACUUUAAAAUUUUCAAUAAAUCUUAAAAUAAUUAUGUAAAACAACUUUAAAUAUUAACAAAGAAAAUAUUUUCAAAAGCAUACUGCCUGAAAUAGUAAGCUUUGUCAUUUUACUACAAUGAUUAAAAUGAAAAUUUUGUAUCAUUUAGUUUGCUUAAUAGAAAUUUUUUUAAACAUAAUCAUGACAUAUAAAGAAUAUAGUAAAGAAACAGCUCUAAUGUAAUAGUUUAAUUAAUAAAUUAAUCUUUAAACACAUUUGGAAUCGUUUUGAGAUUUGUUGAAAAUAAUUAAUCGAGUUUUUCAGAUAUCUGCAAAAUACAUUUGUACUAAGAAAUGAUUGAGAUAUACAUAUUUUUAAGAUAAAAUAAUAAUAAAAUUUUUUACAAGUUAAUUGAAAAAGUAAAUCAAAUAAUGAAUAAUUAAAAAUAUUAAGAUAAUAUAAUGAGCGAACCAAGCUAUAUUUCAUAUGUAAAUACUUAUAAAUAAAUUAUUGAAAUCCAAAAAAGUAGAUAGCUAUUUUUGUUAGGGCUAAUUGAAUAAAGUAAAAAUAAUAAUAUUGAAGCAUUUGAGUUAUUUACUUAAAGCAUAGAGGAAGGUAGUCAUUAUAGUCCUAAUUUAAGAAAAAAGCUCAAAUAUCACUUGAGAUAAAUUAUUAAUGAUAUAAAUGACAUACCUUUCAAAAAUAUGGUAUUUGAAGCACAAAAAUCAGAACUAUACAAUUGA